Messenger RNA from Otolemur garnettii (small-eared galago), 2872 nucleotides. RefSeq names its product pentatricopeptide repeat domain 3 (gene PTCD3). The transcript has 24 exons. The coding region runs from base 848 to 2515 and encodes 555 amino acids. Gene Ontology annotation, cellular component: mitochondrion. Lineage: Eukaryota; Metazoa; Chordata; Mammalia; Primates; Galagidae. Gene Ontology annotation, biological process: mitochondrial translation. The record is from RefSeq and is a predicted model, not a curated record. Gene Ontology annotation, molecular function: ribosomal small subunit binding; rRNA binding; protein binding.
UUUCCUGUCAUUGAAGGGUCAACGGGCAGGACUUUGUGAACAAAUAUCAAGUUUCAGGUAAGAGAGAAACUGGAGACACCCACGAAGAAGAUCGCAGAGUCAAUUUAUUCCUAUGCUUCCCUGAGAACUGUGGGACUUGGUACACUGGAGUCGUUUGCGCAUGCGUGCUCUUUCGGUCGCGUGCACCGAACCCCAGACACGCGGAGCUGGUGCUUUCAAAUAGAGUGCGAAACGCAUUUGUUCUUUAGGGAGAUUAUUUGUUCAUCGUGUGCAAUACUCUGGAAUCAUAAACUUGCAUUCCAAUGAGGCUGGGUGUUAGCAAUCCUGCUACGAAUUUAAAAAAGAAAAAAUAAUAUGUUUUGUUCUUACUCAAUUUAAUGCAACCAGAACUCCUGCGAUUUUCCCAAAUAACAAGCAGCCUAUGAUCGCCACUGUGUGCUGCUCAGUGCAACGGAGACUUUGGCCUAAGAAAUUAGAAGGUUUACAUAAAAGCAGAAAAGCCUCAAAGAUCUGACUACAUUCUUUGAAUCUAUUUUAUUCUGGAAGUGCAACCCUCCCAAAGAUUGAAGGAACUGAUGUAACAAGGAUUGAAGAAGUGGUUAUUCCCAGAAAGAAAUCUUGGGAUAAAGUGGCCGUUCUUCAGGCACUUGCUUCCACAGUAAACAGGGACACCACGGCUGCACCUUAUGCAUUUCAAGAUGAUCCCUACCUUAUUCCAGCGUCUUCUGUGGAAUCUCGUUCGUUUUUACUGGCAAAGAAGUCUGGGGAGAAUGCAGCAAAGUUUAUUAUUAAUUCACAUCCAAAAUAUUUUCAGAAGGACAUAGCUGAACCACAUAUACCGUGUUUAAUGCCUGAGUGUUUUGAACCUCGAAUCGAAGAAGUAAGUGAAGCUGCCCUAAAGGAACGAAUCAAGCUCAAAAAAGUCAAAGCCUCCGUGGACAUGUUUGAUCAGCUUUUGCAAGCAGGAACCACUGUGUCUCUUGAAACGACAAAUAAUCUCUUGGAUUUACUUUGUUACUAUGGUGACCAAGAGCCCUCCACUGAUUAUUCUUUUCAGCAAACUGAACAGUCAGAGGAAUUGGAAGAGGAAAGUAACAAGAAAUUUAGGAGGAAAGCUGGUCAUCAGAUUGGAGCUACAUGGAGCGCAAAAAACAAUGCUGAGAGAAUCUUUACUCUGAUGCCAGAGAAAAAUUCACAUUCCUACUGCACAGUGAUCCGAGGGAUGGUGAAGCAUCGAGCUUAUGAGCCAGCAUUAAACUUGUACACUGAAUUAUUAAACAACAGAAUCCAUGCUGAUGUAUUCACAUUCAAUGCAUUGAUUGAAGCAACGAUAUUAGGGCUGGAUGUGGAUUUUGAGGAAAAAUGGAAUAAAACACUGGAGCUACUGAAACAAAUGGUUGCACAGAAGGUGAAACCAAAUCUACAAACUUUUAAUACCAUUUUGAAAUGUCUCCGAAGAUUUCACGUAUUUGCAAAAUUUCCAGCCUUAAAGACCUUACGAGAAAUGAAAGCCAUUGGAAUAGAACCCUCGCUUGCAACAUAUCACCAUAUUAUUCAGCUGUUUUAUCAACGUGAAAACAUUUCAAAAGGAUCAUCCCUAAUCAUCUAUGAUAUAAUGAGUGAAUUAAUGGGAAAAAAAUUUUCUCCAAGGGAUCUGGAUGAUGGUAUGUUUUUUCAGUCAGCUAUGAGAGUUUGCUCAUCUCUCAGAGAUCUGGAACUUGCUUACCAAGUACAUAGCCUGUUAAACACUGGAGAUAACCGGAAAUUUAUUGGACCUGAUUAUCGCCGUCAUUUCUAUUAUUCCAAGUUCUUCACUUUAAUUUGUCUAAUGGAACAAAUUGAUGUCACCUUGAAGUGGUAUAAGGACCUGAUACCUUCAGUUUUCUUUCCCCACUCCCAAACAUUAAUAGAUCUUCUCCAAGCAUUGGAUGUGGCCAAUCGGCUAGAAGUGAUUCCUCAGAUUUGGAAAGAUAGUAAAGAAUGUGGUCAUACUUUCCACAGUGACCUGAAGGAAGAGAUUCUGAUUCUCAUGGCAAGGGAUAAGCACCCACCAAAGCUUCAGGAGGAGUUUGCUGACUGUGCUGCUGACAUCAAAUCUGCUUAUGAAAGCCAAGAUGGCAGACAGACUGCUCCAGAUUGGCCAGCCAUCCCUCUCAAUUGUAUAGCUGUCCUCUUUUUAAGAGCUGGGAGAACCCAGGAAGCAUGGAAAAUGCUGGGGCUUUUCAGGAAGCAUAAUAAGAUCCCUAGAAACGAGUUGCUGAAUGAGUUCAUGGACAGUGCAGAAGCGUCCAACAGCCCUGCCCAGGCCAUUGAAGUAGUGAAACUGGCAAGUGCUUUCAGCUUACCUAUUUGCGAGAGCCUCUCCCAGAGAGUAAUGACUGACUUUGCCAUCAACCAGGAACAAAAGGAAGCCCUAGAAAACCUAACUGCGUUGACCAGUGACAGUGACAGUGAUAGUGACAGCAGCAGUGACAGCAGCAGUGACAGCGACAGUGACAUCAAUGAAGGCAAAUGAAAGUGGGAUGUUCAGUAAUAAUGAUGACGCCACCCUAGCUGCUGGAAUCACACUUGAAAACAGAUACUAAUAUUUAACAAUGUUUCAAAGAAAUAAGGAUACAAAUUUGGUGAAUUUUGGUACUGUGAAACAGUGGAUAGAUGCUGCCUUAUUUAUUAUAAUUUGCUACUAGCCAAACCACCUAUUAACUGUAGCAUUCGAGGCUUACCAUGUAAGCCACAGCUCUUGUGGUCAGGAUAAGCUCUGUAUACCUGAAGUGUUGGUAGGCUGACCUCACAGUGCCCUCUCCCUGCAGCUGGACUAAAGCUUCUGUUGGCCUGAUGUGUUGGUAAGAUGCUGAUCCUUUCUUCUUCUUAA